Molecule: messenger RNA, 3338 nt
Organism: Sander lucioperca (pikeperch)
Lineage: Eukaryota; Metazoa; Chordata; Actinopteri; Perciformes; Percidae
Gene: parvb
Product: parvin, beta
Exons: 14
Coding region: 225-1358 (377 amino acids)
Biological process (GO): substrate adhesion-dependent cell spreading; lamellipodium assembly; actin cytoskeleton organization
Cellular component (GO): cytoplasm; actin cytoskeleton; focal adhesion
Molecular function (GO): actin binding
Source: RefSeq, a predicted model, not a curated record
CCGUUAGGAGGCGCUGUGGGAUGAACCGUCAGUAAACAUUGAAGCAGAAAGCUGUUACUCGCAUCACAUGUGAGUCAUUCGUCUGUGUUGAUGCCUGAUGCCCGACCAGCGCUGCUUUCCUCAGUCUGCAUGUGAAUUCGGUGUCUUCUUUAUAUACAGUCCAUGAUCGUACACCGGUGCCUUGAACGCAUCACAGGGAAGGGUGACAUUAUAAACGAAUACAUAUGAGAGCACAUAAACACAUCUUACUGAAAGAUCAGAUGUCUGGGACUGCGAACACAUCUGCGACCCCGCAGUCCGCAAAAAUGAAAAAGGACGAAUCUUUCCUCGGGAAAUUAGGAGGAACCCUGAUACGAAAGAAAAAGUCUAAAGAAGUGAGUGAUCUCCAUGAGGAGGGGAGAAAUGCCAUCAACGCUCCCAUGCUUCCUACAGGGACAGACAUCCAUCCAGAGGACACACUGAUGGAGGAAAACGCUGAGAGGAUCAUGUUGGACCCAACAUCGCGGGAAAAUCUUAAAUUUAAAGAUCUUUUGAAGGUCUUGAUUGACUGGAUCAACAGUGAAUUGGAGGAAGACAGGAUCAUAGUCAAAGACCUGGAGGAGGACUGUUAUGAUGGACAAGUGCUUCAGAAGUUAUUUGAAGAGUUGUCAGGCAGGAAGCUGAACGUGGCCGAGGUGACCCAGUCAGAGAUCGGCCAAAAGCAGAAGCUUCAGACGGUUUUGGAGGCCGUCAACGAACUGCUGAGGCCUCACGGCUGGACCAUUGAGUGGAGUGUGGACUCUAUUCAUUCAAAGAACCUGGUGGCUAUUGUCUAUCUGCUGGUGGCUCUCGCGAUGCAUUUCCAGGCCCCCAUCAGACUGCCUGAGCAUGUUUCUGUGCAGGUGGUCGUCAUCAAGAAACGAGAGGGCAUCCUGCAGACGGCUCUUGUGACCAAGGAGCUGACGAGCACCACAGAAAUGAUGAUGGGAAGGUUUGAGAGGGAUGCGUUUGACACUUUGUUGGAUCACGCACCUGACAAGCUCAACGUGGUGAAAACGUCUCUCAUCACCUUUGUGAACAAACACCUAAACAAGCUGAACCUGGAAGUUACUGAGCUGGAAUCUCAGUUUGCUGAUGGCGUGUACCUGAUAUUGCUGAUGGGGCUGCUAGAAGACUACUUUGUCCCUCUGUACAACUUCUUCCUCACUCCUGAGAGCUUCGAACAGAAGGUCCACAAUGUGGCGUUUGCCUUUGAGCUGAUGCAGGAUGGAGGCCUGAAGAAACCCAAAGCCAGACCAGAAGAUGUUGUCAACCUGAACCUCAAGUCCACCCUCAGAGUCCUCUACAACCUGUUCACCAACUACAAAAACUCUGAUUGAACUUUUCCAGUUUCACCCCCCUAUAUACUUUUGAUCGCUGCCCUGUGCCUGCACAGAUACUAUGCAUUACAGUCUGGACACUGGAGGAGACCAACUGGGACUUAAAAAUCAUUAUUAUGUGGGACUUAAAAAGACCCAUGGAGAGUAGCCAGAAAAAGGCUCUUAAUGUUAGUAUUUAAUUUCCCCCCAAAUGUCAGUACUUAUUUAUUACUUCCUCAAAUGUUAAAUGCAACCCAGUAAACCCUUCAACCUUCAGCCUGCAUUUGAAUACACACAAUAGCCAUGACAGGAAAAGGAAUGUUAAAACUGUAAAACAUUUGUGUGUUAACCUGGUUACUCUCCAGAAUAUUUAAGAAAGUUGAAAUGCUUUAAGAAAGUUGAAAUAUAUAUAUAUAUAUAUAUAUAAAGUAUCUAAAAUUAAUAUGUGUAAAUAUUAAAAGAGUAGUUUUUGGAAAUACACGUAUUCGCUUUCUUGCCGAGAGUUCGAUGAGAAUACUGAUACCACGCUCAUGGUUUGUAUGGUAAAUAUUAAAACCAGCAGCUGGUCAGCUUAGCAUAAAGACUGCUAACAGGGGAAAUUGCUACUCUGGCCCUGAUCGUAAAUAACAAAAUCUGCGUACCAACACAUCUAAAGCUCAUGUAACACAAAGUGUAAAAACAACAAGCUACAGAAUUUUUUUUAAAGUUUCAGGUUGGACAACAAACUGCGCACCAUAGAAAGGUUGUGGUGCCUUUAUUUUAUGCUCAAAACAUCAUUGCCAUGUAAUCUAUAAAAAAUGUAGAUACUGUAGCAGACAUUUUGCCUUUAGAUAAUCUUCACAAAAUGCAAGAAGAAAUCAACAAAAUGUAUCAUUUCAGCUUUCUUGUUCAUUUUAAAAACAUUGUUUGGAAAACCUCAUUUUAAUAGUAAAUAUACUGUCUAUAGCAUAUAGAAAUAACUAUUAAAUACAUUUGAUUAUGUGAAUUUAAUGCAGUUUAAUAACCACAUCUAAUUGCUUGACGUCAACUAGAGCCAAAAGCUGAAGCAGUUAUACUGCUAAGAUAGUACUGUUAGCAAGAUUAGCUAGCUUUUUGCUACAUUGUGACUGGAUUUAGCUGCUGCUUCAUAAUGCUUCAAUAAUGUGGAAAACAAACUAAAAUACCAAGAUUAAUUAACAGAUAACUAUAUAGGGAAAAACAAUCAGUACAUUUAAAUUUAACUAAGGCUAGCUGGCCUGUGGCUAUCUGACCAGCUGGCUUUCAGAUGAUAUAGCGCUCUUUUUUUGUAGCUGUCUAGUUGGCUGUGUCUUGUGAUAGUUAGCGCAGUUAGUUUACUAUUUAGCACAAAGUAGUUUUGCUGCAUUGUGCCUUUGUAGGGCAGAGCUGUUUCCUCCUACGUUCAUCUUUAUGCUAAGCUAACUCGUGACUGGCUAUACUGUAUCUUCCAAUUAAUGGGUGUAUAUAUCUACGAGUGGUAUUGAUCUAAUUCUCAACUCAUGACAAGAAAGUAAAUAAGAAACUAUUCCUUUUAUACUAUUCCUUUACUGGUAAUAUCUGAAAUUCAUUAGCAUAUUCUUAUUCAGCUAGGCUAUAUAUAUAUACUUGUUGUUUUUACAUAAUCACUUUUACUUGACAGAAAGGAACUGUGAAUGGUACAGUACUCAUUGACUCUGAACUAUGAACACAGCACACCGCAUGCUAUUGCCUUAAGUGCGUGCUCUCUCCGUCCCGGGAGAGCCCCUGUCAGAGUGUCUUUGUAUGACUGGCCUUUCAGAUGAGUCUCUGAGGAGGCCUGGACCUCACACUGCUCUCCCGAAGCGGGGCAUGGGCCCCCUGCUAAGAUGCACAGUGCACGACCACUCAAGCAUUUUAGAGCCGGUGGUGAAUUAUUGAGAAAAUGGAUGAGUCAGUCUAAAUCGCGCUUGCGCUGGAUGUCUCAUUCUUGUGCGUUUUUUUUUUUUUUAAAUCUUGCCUAUCAACAAAUAAAUGCCUGAAAUCCAA